Molecule: messenger RNA, 543 nt
Organism: Pseudovirgaria hyperparasitica
Lineage: Eukaryota; Fungi; Ascomycota; Dothideomycetes; Acrospermales; Acrospermaceae
Exons: 6
Coding region: 1-543 (180 amino acids)
Source: RefSeq, a predicted model, not a curated record
AUGCAUCAUCCGUGGGUCGUGCUCGUGUGUUGUCCCCACAACAAAGGAUCGAUCCUACGAGACGGACGAAGGAUCUUCCGCACAGGGGCUGAGAUCAAUGAUGGGAUCUGGGGUAUGAGGAGGAGGAGGAGGAGGAGGAGGGAGGGGAGGGGUGGCAUAGAUGGGUGGAUGCGCUUGUCUAGUCGUGUUGACGAUGUGCUACGUACUAGCCGCUCCCGCGUUUACACGGAGGGGGCCAAGAGCAACAAUGACAUCUUGCUUGCCACUCAGGUUUCAACGCAAGCGCCGUCUAAUUUUGGUGAUACAAUCCUGAAAGUGGCCGAUUGCGUCGAUAUCAGGUAUCGGGGGACGUGGUCGAGCCCAGAAAAGCAUGUCACUCAAUCCAAAACCAAACCUGCCAAGCAGGAAUCAGCUAUUUCCCAAUAUUCUGGAUCUAUGUGCUUGUGGGCCUCAAGAUGUUCGAUAUCGGAGUGCAUCUACAUCAAGGCAAAGCGGACCAAGAACCCCUACACGGACAAAUACUUUGUAUACUUUGCAAUGUGA